Messenger RNA from Dromiciops gliroides (monito del monte), 945 nucleotides. RefSeq names its product olfactory receptor 2G3-like. Gene Ontology annotation, biological process: G protein-coupled receptor signaling pathway. The record is from RefSeq and is a predicted model, not a curated record. The coding region runs from base 1 to 945 and encodes 314 amino acids. Lineage: Eukaryota; Metazoa; Chordata; Mammalia; Microbiotheria; Microbiotheriidae. Gene Ontology annotation, molecular function: olfactory receptor activity; G protein-coupled receptor activity. Gene Ontology annotation, cellular component: membrane. The transcript has a single exon.
AUGGAAAGGACCAAUGAGAGCAGCCCAGUAGGAUUUGUCCUAUUGGGUUUCUCUGACCAGCCCCAACUGGAAAUGGUCCUCCUUUUUAUCAUCUCCAUCUUUUAUAUCUUGACCCUGGUGGGGAAUACAACCAUCAUCCUGGUAUCUUACCUGGACCCUAAACUCCACACUCCCAUGUAUUUUUUCCUCUCCAACCUUUCCUUUCUGGAUCUCUGCUUCACCACCAGCAUUAUCCCUCAGAUGCUAUGGAACCUUGGGGGUCCUGAUAAGAGCAUCACUUACAUUGGUUGUGUGAUUCAGUUGUAUGUGGCUUUGGGCCUGGGUUCCACUGAGUGUGUUCUCCUGACUGUCAUGGCUUAUGAUCGCUACAUUGCCAUCUGCCGGCCCCUUCACUAUGCCAUAAUCAUGCACCCAAGACUUCUCAAACAGUUGGCAGUUGUGAUCUGGGCCAGUGGUUUCAUAGAGUCCUUGGUUCAGUCAGUAUUGACUUUUCAAUUGCCUCUUGGCAGUCACCACAGGGUGGAUGAUUUUAUGUGUGAGGAGCCAGCCUUGAUUAAAAUUGCUGCUGUAGACACCACCUUCAUGGAAAAUGAACUUUGUAUAGCCAUUAUCCUCUAUGUUGUAAUACCUCUGGGCCUUAUCCUGGUCUCCUAUGGAUGCAUAGCUAGGACCACAUUGAGGAUAAAGUCAGCUGAAGGGCGUCAGAAAGUUUUGGGUACCUGUGGCUCUCAUUUGGUUGUAGUUGCCUUAUUCUUUGGAACUAUAAUUGCUGUCUAUAUCCAGCCCAAAAAUAAGUAUACUCAGAAUCGGAGCAAGUUCCUUACCCUCUUCUAUACUGUGGUCACCCCCACCCUCAAUCCCAUAAUCUACACCUUAAGGAACAAAGAUGUUAAAGGAGCAGUGAGAAGGUUGCUGGGUAAAAACCAAGGUUCUGGAAAAACAUAA